GGCACGAGGCCGCCGCGGGGGAAGAGGGGGAAGAGGGGGAAUUGGGAACUGCGGGGGCGAUCUGGUGGUCUUGGCAGGUAGACCUGUGGCGGUGAUCGGACCAAGGCCCCCCCACCCCCCAAGGCUUCCAAGGUCUCUCUCGUCCCUCGUCCCUCGUCCCCCGUCGCGCAGAAAGAGCCCACGAUUCCAGAGCUCUCUGCCAACUCCAGGACGGCGGGCUGUGCCAAUCUGACGCUUUGUUGUCGAAGGAAGCUGGAGCAGAUCGAUCGCUCGCUCGAUCACAGCGGAUUGCAUUCGGCGCAACGUCGCAUUGGAGUUCCUUCUGUUUGGUUUCUUGUGCCGCUCGACUUCGGAGCCCGGAGAUCGAUCGUCGGAGUUCCUCGCAAGAUCGACUGUUGACCUGCACGUCUCUGCGGCUUCUCUUCCUCUUCCUCUUUGCAGUGAGCGGCAGGCGGGCUGUUUGCUGGAAAUUGGAGACCGGUGCUCUUCGCUUCCUGUGGAACUUAUUUUUAUAAAUUUUUGCUGAGACCAGGUCAGGCUAGCGAAGAUGUCGAACCAAGCGUUGUUGAUCGAGAAGAUGCAGUCGCGGCAGUCAUACCGCAAUGUGUGGCACACAGAUCUUAUGCACACCGCACAAGCAGAUUGUCCAUAUUUCUGCUUCGCUUUGUGGUGCGCUCCCUGUGCCUCGUAUCUGCUGCGGAAACGUGCUCUGCGCAAUGACAUGAACCAAUACGUUUGCUGCGCUGGAUAUAUGCCAUGCAGCGGUAAAUGUGGAGAAAGGAAGGCGCCAGAGUUUUGCUUGUGUGCCGAGGCGUGGUGCUGUUUCUCAAUCUCCGUGCAGUCAACUCGGUUUUUAUUGCAAGACGAAUUCAACAUCCAAACCACAAAAUGCGAUAAUUGUAUCAUCGGUUUCAUGGUUGUCUUACAACAACUCGCAUGUAUAUGCUCCAUCAUCGCAUGUCUCGUCGGAAAUGACGAGCUCAGUGCUGCCUCCAACGCACUAAAUUGCGCCGCAGACUUAGUGUUCUGCACGGUCUGUGGGUGCAUGCAGACUCAACACAAAGUCGAGAUGGACAAGAGAGAUGGAAUGUUCGGAGACGUAACAAUGCAACCACCGGCCCAAGUAGUCAUGUCUCGAUUCGAUCAGCCAACUCCACCCGCCGUGGGAUAUCCUCCACACUAUCCCAAUCAAUAUCCCAAUCAAGCUCCUUACCCCAACGUACCUCCUGGAUACCCCAACCAAGCUCCAUAUCCAGGCCAAGCUCCAGGAUAUCCAGUGUAUGGUGCUCCUCCGCCACCAGCCUAUGGCCAACAAUAUCCCCACUAUGGCUGAACAGAAUCGAUGGUCAAACGCUGAUUAGUGUUCGACCUGAAAUCUGUUGGAGGGACAUUUACUUGUUGUUUGAAAAUAGAGUACCUUUCGUUGGCAGGAUUUGCAGUUUUCAUCUUAUCGGGAGGGUUCAGACCCUGACCCAGCUCAAAGUGUGUAGAGGUCAAACAAACACAUGCUGCCGAGUAGAUCCGUGACCUCGUGCACACCAUAGGAUAGGUUCGUUAGAUUCUGGGUGAGCCAGGUGCGGACUUUCAGAUCAGGACCUUUCCUCAUACAAUGAUUGUGAAGGCGUCGGCCUUUACCAAGGUAUGCUUUUCAAAUGCAAUGUGAUCCUACGCUUUUGGGGCAGGCCGGAGCUGCACCUGAUCAGGAAAGAAUCCAGGAAUCAUCCGAAUUUCGUUGCGACCGGAGAAUUCAUCGCCGUAUGGCGAUAGGUAGACUCUUUCCGAUAAGAGAUAUGGUCGAUUCUAGUUCACAUGCGAUUUCUUAGACUCUGCUCCCGGGUAAGUCUCCACUACCCAGUAUCGUCCCGUAAAAAUAAAUUAUGUGAUGGCUGCGUUAUUGUAGGAGAAAGGACAGCUCUUCUUAGCUUUGCUUCACCAUCGUGGAAGGUAGUGCCGAAAUUUCUGCACGCCGAUGCCGAAAUUUCGGUAAUUAUUUAUACAGCACUCUUGUCGAUGAGUAUAUUGUGUAUAGCUUCUGACCUGCGUCGAAUGACGAAGUAAACUACAAUUUUCCGC
Messenger RNA from Marchantia polymorpha subsp. ruderalis, 2073 nucleotides. NCBI's taxonomy places the organism in Eukaryota, Viridiplantae, Streptophyta, Marchantiopsida, Marchantiales, Marchantiaceae. The record is from the annotation of a GenBank genome assembly.